AAGGCGGAGCCGCUCGCAGCCCUGGUUGUAGCGCAUGGAACGAGCUCUCGCGUUUCCCUCUCGGCCAGCGGCAGCUGCCACAUCUUCGCCUUUUCCUUGAGCUCACGCCAGCCGCGGGGGACUCCGCGGCACUUCCCAUCGCUCAGGCCAUCUCCGACGCGCGCUUUUCUCGCAUCCAGACCGUUUCUACACCACCGCUGCCGCCGCUUUAUUCGGAACUUCUCCGGCUUCGGGCAGGGUUUCAUCAAGAAGAUGGCAUGCAAGAGACUUGCUGGUGUUGGACAGCAAUUGUUACGUCGGAAAGUGGUAGACUGCACAAGAGAAGACACCCGGCUCUCGCGUUGCCUUAAUACAUUUGACUUGAUCGCUCUUGGCGUAGGCAGCACACUUGGGGCAGGAGUUUAUGUUCUCGCUGGGGCAGUGGCCCGAGAAAACGCAGGACCGGCCAUUGUGGUCUCCUUCCUGAUAGCCGCUCUGGCUUCUGUGCUGGCCGGGCUUUGCUAUGCAGAAUUUGGUGCUAGAGUUCCAAAGACUGGAUCUGCUUAUCUUUAUAGUUAUGUGACUGUCGGUGAACUGUGGGCUUUCAUCACCGGCUGGAAUCUAAUUCUUUCCUAUGUCAUCGGAACAUCGAGUGUGGCCAGAGCAUGGAGCGCAACGUUUGACGAACUUAUAGGCAAGCACAUUGAGCACUUCUUUCGACAUUACAUGACCAUGAAAGCUCCUGGCGUGCUGGGAGAAUACCCAGAUGUCUUUUCUGUUGUUAUUAUCCUAAUCUUAACAGGACUCCUAACUUUUGGUGUGAAAGAAUCUGCAAUGGUUAACAAAGUGUUCACCUGCAUCAACGUUCUCGUCUUGGGCUUUGUGAUGGUGUCGGGUUUUGUGAAGGGAUCAGUAAAAAACUGGCAGGUCCCAGAAAACUUCACAGAUGCCAAUAACACAGACAUUAAACCUGGUGCUGGUGGGUUUAUGCCCUUCGGUUUCUCUGGAGUUCUCUCAGGGGCAGCAACCUGCUUUUAUGCAUUUGUAGGAUUUGACUGCAUUGCCACCACAGGCGAGGAAGUAAAAAACCCACAGAAAGCAAUUCCAAUCGGGAUUGUGGCAUCGCUUUUGAUAUGCUUUGUUGCCUAUUUCGGCGUGUCGGCUGCGCUCACCCUAAUGAUGCCUUAUUACAUGCUAGACAAAAACAGCCCACUGCCGGUUGCUUUUACGCAUGUGGGAUGGGAAGGCGCAAACUACGCGGUGGCUGUGGGUUCGCUUUGCGCCCUUUCUACAAGUCUGCUUGGAUCCAUGUUUCCAAUGCCUCGAGUUAUUUAUGCCAUGGCAGAAGAUGGGCUACUAUUCAAGUGUUUGGCUCGUGUUAAUGAGAGGACAAAGACUCCCGUGAUAGCUACAAUAGUAUCAGGAGCUGUUGCGGCUGUCAUGGCCUUUCUCCUGGACCUAAAGGACCUUGUAGAUCUUAUGUCCAUUGGGACACUCCUGGCUUACUCUUUGGUGGCUGCCUGCGUGUUGGUGCUAAGAUACCAGCCCAAGCAGCCUAACCUGGCAUAUCAGAUGGCUAGUACAACUGAUGAGCUGGAUAACAAUGAAUCUGUGAGCACCAGUGACUCCCAGACUGGGUUUCUACCUGCGGAAGAGGACAAGUGCUCCCUAAAAGACAUUAUCUUCCCCUCAAAUACUGAUCCGUCCAAACGUUCUGGGCUUGUAGUGAAUGUCAGUUCCUGCAUCAUAGGUUUUCUUAUCGUCGCCUUUUGUAGUUUGACUGUCCUUGGCAAAGAAGGUCUGAUGAAUGGGUCCACGUGGGUUAUUACCCUGCUGGUUGUAGUCGGCUUGCUGUGCUUCCUUUGCACGGUGGUUAUUUGGAGACAACCUGAGAGCAACACCAAGCUCUCGUUUAAGGUCCCCUUUCUUCCGGUCCUUCCAGUCCUGAGCAUCUUUGUGAACGUUUAUCUCAUGAUGCAGCUGGAUGGUGGCACCUGGAUACGGUUUGCCAUCUGGAUGUUUAUAGGUUUGUUCAUUUAUUUUGCCUACGGCAUGUGGCACAGCGUAGAGGCAUCUUAUUCGGCACCGACAGAUGCAGAAAGAAGUAUGGACAACAAUGUGGACAGUUGUAAAUGAUGGACAGCCUUGUUAGGCUAAAGGACAGCUGAGCUUCUACUGCAGAGAAGGACAUUUUUUCUCUCUGGGACCCCUGAAGUGUUUAUUCCGUGGAACAUCAGGUGGAUGCCCCUUGCAGCUUGCUUUUACCUUGGUGGUGCAGCUAUAGGGGACCACAAGGAACAAGCCAAGCUUCUGGUGCCCACUCAACAAUACUGUUCCCUGAUGCUGGAAGCCCUCUUCUCCCUGCUCCCUCUUAUCAUAAGUAUCUGGAAAGAAAACGGCUUCUCUGCAUGCCAGUUCACUUCCAAUGCUGCUAUGAGACCAAGCCUUUCAGAAGGCCUGCAAAUUAGCUCCCUGGGUACUGUACUUGGAUUUUAAUGGAGAAAACGUUGCAUUGUCUAUCUGCAAGUUCGCCCAUAUUGCACCACCAAAAUUGUAGGCCUUGCCUACAAUACAAAACAAAAAGCCAUUCUGGGUGGUAUUAAAAAUUACCAGGAUUUGUUUUAAGAAAAGAACUGGGCGGCAUUAUUUAAUCAUUGUGUUUGGUGUAUUUUGUGCAGGUAAUGCCGGUGCUUUGAAAUGCAAAUAUUGCAGUGGUCUUCUAUAGAGUGAAGUGGCUUGCAGGCUAAAUUCUUGCUCCUGUUUAGGCAAAUAGCAGAUCCUGUUGCUUAUGAGAGAAGCUUCUGGCUUAAUUUAUAACACUGUGUAAGAAAGAAAAAAAAAGGUUCCUAAUUCAUCUCCUAUCAGGUCAAAUCUGCAAAGUUGAGAGCAGUUGGGUUUGACUGCAUGCUUUGGGGUGUUGAUUACAUCCCAGAUAGGGUAAUACUGGUCAAAGUAAGUUGUAGUCAAAUACUGGUCAAAGAAAGCAGUUGUAGUCAAACAUCCAGUGAAUUCCUUGUAAGGAUGUCAACCCAGAUCUGCUGGGUCUAACUCCCAACGCUGUCUAUUAUAAUUACGUUUUUAAGUAAUUUAUAUAAAGUUCGUGAUUUGCAGGAUAGGAGGGUUGUACCAAGCUCAGCUUUUGUAAUCCAGUCCUAGGCGGCAAUCCUAUACACACUUACCUGGGAGUACAUCCAUUUAUUUCAACAGGACUCACUUCUGAGGAGACAGGCAUAGGAUUGCACUAUUAAUUUGUGUCCAUCUGGAAGAUUUGGGUGAAGUGCAUGGUCUGUGAAGUAAAUAUGUUGCGACUUCUUGCCUAUCUUGCGAGGAGUGACUCUCCUUGGGUAAGUGUAGCAGAUGUGCAAACACUAGAAGCAAUACUGGAGAACAUCUACAGCCAGGCGUGAGUGUGUGACAAUGCACGGGUUUAGCAGUUUUCCACUGCCAGUCCAGUGCUGUUCUCAUCUGGGAAAUGCUUGAGAGUCAGGCUUAGCCAUGCUGAACUCCAGUUCGAAUUUUGUGCUGUUUGUAGACACUCUGGGUUCAUGCACGUGUUCGAACGGAAGCGAUGUGUCCUAAUAAAUUACAGAGGUUGACAAAGUAGCUGCUUGCAAUUCUGAAGCCAUCUGUUAGCCUUCCUGCUCAGUGUGGGUGGGAAUCAUAGAUUUUAUGUGUAUCUAUGCAUAGACAGAGGCCCGCCUCUUUGUAAAAAUGUGCAUUAACAAAGGAAAAAUAUCGAAUUCAUGCAAAUACUUGCUGUAAAAACAAAACUUCUGAUAAAUAUUGUAGCUUUUUAUUCCUAUUUUUCCCCUCUUGCAUUGUCAGUCUCUUUGGAGACUUGGAUUUUUUAAUUAUUAUUAUUAUUAUUAAUAUUUUUUAUUAUUAUUAUUAUUUUUAUUUGGUAUUUAUGUCUAGCCGCUUUACAUAUUGCAUCUGAGGCAAACUGCGUGGGAAAUAGUGACACUUGGAAGAAAGGGAAAUCUUUUAUUUUGUAGAAGGGUGAUCCUUUCUCUAUGUGAGGGAAUAUAGCGGGGAAGAACGUUUCUUUGUGGCAACCCCAAGCAAUGUUGAGGAAGGGCUGAUCGCUCAGUGGUGGGCCAUGUGCUUUUGGGUGCAGAAAACCAGCCCAGUUUCAAUCUUCAGCAUCUCCAGCCAGGUAGGGCGGGGAAAGACCACCGCUUCAAAUCCAGGAGAGCUCUAUUGAGCAAGACGGACCAAUGGUCUCACUUGCUAUGUGGCAGCUCCCCACUUUCUUACCUUUAUCAGGUGCUUUCCAUGCUAGAUUAGAGCCCCUCUCUCAGCCACCUUGCGAUAACAGCAGCAUGAGUAAUCAGUGAAAAGGCACUGAGAACAGUGAGUUGGUCAAUACACCAAAGCCUAACUUCUUUUGAGCCACAAUAAAGCCCAUCGUCAGAGGAACACAGUGGCCGAGUCAAAGUGUCAUAUGGUCAAAGUGUCGUGGUCGAUUUCUCUGAUAGGAAAGGGUUGUUCUAGCUGUGUUUAUGGAUCAGUCGGUUCUUCCCUGUGCCGUUUUAUGAAUCCUUCUACCGCACCUCAUUUCAGAGUGCCCGUUGGACACACAGGGUCCCAUUUUACAGACUCCACGGCUGAGUUGGAUUUAGAGGAAUAGAAGAGGCUGGCUCUGGUGCUAUAAAAUAUAAAAGGAGGUUUCCUUUAUUUUCCUUAUCCAAAAUGAAAAAAAUCCAAAAACUUUCAACUAAAUUUGUACAAAUGCUCAACGUUUCGGAUCUGGAGAUCCUUCGUCAGGAGCUGUACAACAGAAUGAAUUCCUCUUUGGAGGAGCAGUUAUCAAUUUAAAACCUUCUAGGUAUUGUUUAAGGACUGUAGUCGUAUUUGUUUUGCCUCCGUUGGCAAAUAGUUGACCGUCACAGAACUUCUAGCACCAGAGCCAGCCUCUUCUUUUCCUCAUAGCCUUUUUGCUGUGCUUUUUCCCUCUUCUUCCACAUCUGAGUUGGAGUUAGAGCCAACAUCUCCCCUAUCUGUUGGGCCAUACCUAUGCUGAGGUAUGUUGUUUCACACAUUGUUUCACACGUGAACAAAUUACUACACUGAAUCACGUCCAUAGAAGCUUGCAUGAUUCCUUCAUGUAGAAUUCCCUGUCACCCACACUCCUAUAACUGCUUGGAUUUGUUAUUAGAAUGUGUCCUAAUACAGAGCUGUCACUGAGAAUAGCUCAAACGACUGCUUGUACAACAUGUACUGUCUUAACAGGAAAAGGUUUGAGACUGUGGGUUACUGAGCUGCUGUUCUGUCGGCUGGAUUUUUUAAUUUUCCAAUUCAAAUAAAGGAAGCAAUCAAUACCUCUAAAGGCCUACACUACCUUUGGAAGUGUCUCUUUCCUUACGAAGGUCCAUUCCGAUUAAGCAAGUUAAGCCUCAUCCCUCAUGGGCAGGUGGCGAAAUUGAAAAUGGCCUGAGGCAGAUAAUUGGUCCCCAACUCUGUGGCUCCAUUCCUAAAAGAGAAUGGCUCAGGUCCACACCCAGAGAACGAUUCUAUUCAAGCAACGAUUUAAGAGUAAACUCUUCUGAAUCAGUUCUGUUAUAGCUGUGACAUUCAUUAUGGUUUCUUAUUUUAGAACUGAUUCUAUGUCUUUUUUUUCUACUAGGCGGGAAAAACAGUGUCAAAAUCGUACAAAUAGAGCAUAAUGUUUGGCAUACAAUUUGCUCUCUAAGAAGCUGCUAUUUGUCUUCAAAUGUGGGAUUCAUGCAAGUUUUGCCAUGGAAAUAACUCUUAGUGUAGGAGUUUUGUCAUGUGUGAAGUAGCCCUGAAAAUAGCUGUUCACUUGCGUCUUAGUGUGGAUGGUCAGACUCUAAUAGAAACAGUCUUCUAGGGUUAGCACCUGUUUCAGUGCAAGUGCAGGGCUAUCUUCUGAACCUGCCUUCUGCAACCUAGCGCCCUCCCAAUCAUCCCCAGCCAACUCACCCAAUGCCCAUGCUAGCUGUGGAUGAUGGGAGUUGUAGUCCAACACAUAUGGUGGGUGCCAGGUUGUUGAAGGUUGUUUUAAGCAACGCUGCUACUUAAGUCAGAUAUGCAGGACUUGCCUAGACACUGGUGCUCACAGAAGAUGAACCUAUUUCCCUCUGCCCCUACAAGUGUCCUGAAAAGCUGAGAGGAGAUGUAGUUUCUAGGAAGGACUCUCAGGGAGAAGAAUUUUACCCAGUCCUGUUGUUGGAUUUUAUUUUAUUUUUUACUGGUACCAACAGUUGCUGUCCAAAGGGUGUCAUGUCUAGCUCUGCUCUCCCUGGGUUGGAAGAAGGUGUUUCAGGUGAUCAAUCAGAAUCAGACUCUGAAGUAGAGGAGUCGGUGCCAGAAACAGGCCAGCCUGUACAAAGCUGUCACGGGCUCUUCACCAGCUGGGAGUGAACCCUCUCCAGAGCUUAUCUCCUCAAGGGCAAACAAUACACAGUCAGUGGGAGGCCAACAUUCUUCUGAAGGAGAGAGCACAGACGGGUUAGCGGAUCCUAGAGCACGCCGCAGACUAAAACGGGCGGAACUAAAGGAAGGCGAGAGAAGGUUGGCGCUGCUGGGGUCCCGUCAGAAGCUGCCUCAGAACUAGUCUCUGAAGUUAGCGCAUCUUGGGAAAGGGCUUUCCAUUCUUCUUGAAAGGACAAUGGUCUCGCUUAGUUUGCAUAGUUUUGCCUGGGGGAAAGUUCCUAGAGAUUAGACUCCCUUCAGGUGGGAAGAGAUAUUAUUGCUUGAAUAAAGCUUUGUGGAUUACUUAGCAGGCCUCGUUAGACAGAGGGAUUGCUACCUCUCUGUGCUGUAGUUACUUGUAGUGUUGCAGCUGGCAAUCCCCUUGCAUUGGUGGAAAUCAGGAGGUAGAGUGCAAACCCUAUUCCCCCCUCCCUCGUAGUGAAACCCUGCAGGAAAGAUCAGGCAGCCUCUCUGCCCCCACCUGUGAAACCUAAAUGUACAAAUAUACAAGGCUUCGAGUUUAUUGGUGAAAACCUGCAAGUUGCUGCUGUAAGUUUGCUAUUGUGAGGAAUAGGCUGACAUUUCUUGGAAUAUGUAUUUGUAAAUAAGUGGGUAACUAUUAUUAAGAUGUUUUAAUAAGAUUGUUUUGGAUAGCUGCUGGGACACUUUGCUGUAUAUAAAGCUGUCUUCUGAAGUGUUGCCUUCUUUGUAAUGCUCAAGACAAAA
This is a messenger RNA of Elgaria multicarinata webbii, 7140 nucleotides long. RefSeq names its product solute carrier family 7 member 1 (gene SLC7A1). Gene Ontology annotation, cellular component: plasma membrane. The transcript has 12 exons. The record is from RefSeq and is a predicted model, not a curated record. Bases 253 to 2115 code for a protein of 620 amino acids. Gene Ontology annotation, biological process: L-ornithine transmembrane transport; L-arginine import across plasma membrane. NCBI's taxonomy places the organism in Eukaryota, Metazoa, Chordata, Lepidosauria, Squamata, Anguidae. Gene Ontology annotation, molecular function: L-ornithine transmembrane transporter activity; L-arginine transmembrane transporter activity; L-lysine transmembrane transporter activity.